AUGGCAGGUCGCAACAAGCUGCUGUAUCACCCGAGCAUUGGCGUUCCCUUGACGUGGAUGGCGAUCGCUGCAUUGUUCACACGAAGCCCCAUUGUGGAGUUUCACUCCGACCAAAAGCCCCCCCAAGCAUGGCGUGGCACCCUCCCUAGUCGUUUUGACUUGAGUGGUUCGUCCUCGGCAAGAUCCUGA
Molecule: messenger RNA, 189 nt
Organism: Aphanomyces astaci
Lineage: Eukaryota; Oomycota; Saprolegniomycetes; Saprolegniales; Verrucalvaceae
Exons: 2
Coding region: 1-189 (62 amino acids)
Source: RefSeq, a predicted model, not a curated record